GCCACGAUCGUGCCUGCGUCACAGGAGCAAUGUGUUCCUUCCUUAUUGUUGUUUGCCAGUCCUCCCCAUGAAGUGUUCGGCAUCGUCGACCCUGCAGUUCUCUCUCUUAUUGACAGGUCUCGCACAUCCAGUUCGGCGCUACCUCUGGUCCGGUCUGCGUGAACGAAGGCUUUCGUCAUAGCGCGAGGUAAAGCAACCACACAUCAACGUCGGCCUUUGUCGUAUCAUGGACGAGAAUCGGCCCACAAGCGAAGAACGAGAUGAUGGCAUGCCCAUUAUUCGCGUUACGAGCCACGACGGGGCAGCCAGGACGCCGUCUCCCGGGAAGAGUACCCAUAUCCGCUCCAAAUCCCAGGAUAUGCUUUCACGUGGGGCUAGCAAAGUGCUCGAUAAGAUCGACAACAGGAAGACAGAGCGCUCGUCUUCGUCCAUGCAAGAUCGAUUGUUGAACUUACUGUUGUCGCAAGUCAUACCAGCCGAUGGCGCUGUGGAUACGGAGAAGUCUAAUACCAAGCGUCCUCGAACGUACGCCGAAAAACCGAAUUUCAGCGUGGGAACAAUGUCUUACAACUUUCGGCGCUUCAACGCUCGUAUAGGCCCAGUAUUCGUUUUCCAAAAUCGCGUGUUUCGAGUUUUGUCGUGGAGAAAGCCCUCCCACACGCUAUCGUUUCUGGCAGUCUAUUCAUUUGUGUGCCUGGAUCCGUAUCUUCUCGUCGUAGUCCCCCUAGCCAUUUGUCUCUUCUUCAUCAUGGUGCCAGCUUUCCUCGCGCGGCACCCUCCACCACCAUCAACCCUUCCAUCGGAGUUAUAUCCUUUAGGCGGACCGCCCCUUGCCCCAGCAACGCGUAUCAAGCCCGCUCCCGAUCUUUCCAAGGACUUCUUCCGCAAUAUGCGUGACCUGCAAAAUAGCAUGGAAGAUUUUAGCAGGCUGCAUGACGAGAUUCUGAAGCGCCUCCUUCCGCCAACCAAUUUCUCUGACGAAGCAUAUACGAGCGUCCUCUUCAUCGUCAUGUUCUUCGCUGUUCUUCUCCUUUUUGUGACUGCGCACCUGAUUCCCUGGCGCUUCGUCUUUUUACUCGGCGGAUGGGCGGUUAUUGGCUCCAAUCAUCCCUUUGUUCAGGAUCUGCUCGAGCAAAAGGCGAGCCCAGAAACCAUUGCCCAGCAACAGAGCGAAGUUCAGUCCCAAUUGCAUGCUUUUGCCGAAGCAGACAUCAUACUCGAUCCUGCGCCGGAGAAACGCGAAGUUGAGAUAUUUGAAUUACAACACAGAAAUCCGUACGACCGAGAAGCCGAGUGGGAGCCAUGGGUCUUCACACCGCAUCCUUAUGAUCCCAUGAGUCCAGCCAUGAUUGCGGGAGAUAGACCCAAAGGUACCCGGUUUUUUGAGGACGUAGUCCCACCUCGAGGGUGGAAAUUCGCAGACAAAAAAUGGACUCUCGACUUGUUGAGCAGAGAGUGGGUUGAGGAACGGUGUAUUACAGGUGUCGAGGUUGAAGUUGAAGGGGAAAGGUGGGUCAGUGAUUUAGCGUAUGAGUUUGAGGACGAUGAGGACGAUCUAGACAGUCUGGCGGAGAGUCAUAAGAGUAAGAAAAUGAAGAAUAAGGAGAUUGGCAAGGAAAAGGAGAAAAAGAAAGCGAUUGUGACGUGGGAGGAGGGACACGGACGACACAAGUUGGGCGAGUGGAGGAGAAGAAGGUGGGUGAGACUAGUGCAGAGGGUGGCCAUUGAUGCUGGAAAGGAUGACGGCAUAACAGUGGUGUCUAAUGAAUAAAUGAAUGAGGUUCUAAUACGGAAAUAAUGGUUUGAAACGCAGGAUCAGAAAGUCUAGUGCAUUUCCAGUAGAGCUGUUGGUUUCCAUGAAGGAGUUGAUGCAUUGUCGCGCUCAUUCUCACACCUUCGAUGGCUCGUCAAGAUGGAUGCUGAUGAAUGAUAGAUUGGUCCUUGCCACCUUUUAUUCACGAGCAAUCAACUCGUUUCUCUAACCAUGCC
Molecule: messenger RNA, 1989 nt
Organism: Verruconis gallopava
Lineage: Eukaryota; Fungi; Ascomycota; Dothideomycetes; Venturiales; Sympoventuriaceae
Exons: 2
Coding region: 227-1771 (514 amino acids)
Biological process (GO): peroxisome organization
Cellular component (GO): peroxisomal membrane
Source: RefSeq, a predicted model, not a curated record